Nothoprocta perdicaria is the source of this 1251-nucleotide messenger RNA. It is a transcript of the gene SCARA3, whose product is annotated as scavenger receptor class A member 3. The record is from RefSeq and is a predicted model, not a curated record. NCBI's taxonomy places the organism in Eukaryota, Metazoa, Chordata, Aves, Tinamiformes, Tinamidae. The coding region runs from base 1 to 1251 and encodes 416 amino acids. The transcript is spliced from 5 exons.
AUGGGGAUGCUCGUGGUGCAGGUCUUGGUCCUUCUCCCCGCAGUGUUCAAGAAGGUCGACUCCAUCUCCAGUGACAUCAGCUCGGCCCAGAGCUACUACGAGCAGAAGAUCUCRUCCAUCCAGGAAGGUCUCCAGGAGCUGGGUGAGCAUCGGGCCUCCCAACCACCCCAUGUCCCUGUGGUGGGCACCAGGGGGGAGCUGCUGCAUGGAAGCGAUGGGUACGCCCAGCCCGCCGGGAACUGCUCCGCGUGCRGCGCCGCGGGGCGGCUGGGCGAGGAGCUGCGCGGGCUGCAGGGCGAGCUGCGCGCGCUGCAGGCCACGCUGCAGGCGCAGGAGGCGCAGGUGCUGCUGCUGCACGCCGCGGCGCUGCAGCUGCAGCUGGACAACGUGUCGGCGGCGCUGGACGAGCACGGCGAGAACGCGCAGGACCUGCGCUACCACGGCGCGCACGCGCGCGCCCGCGCGGCCGAGCGCUUCGAGAGCCUCGAGGGGCGCAUGGCGGCGCACGAGCUGGAGCUGGGCACCAUCGCGGCCAACGUGAACGCCACCGACGGGCACGUGCACAGCAUGCUGCGCUACCUGGACGACGUGCGGCUCUCCUGCACGCUGGGCUUGCACAGCCACGCCGAGGAGCUCGGCUACCUCAACCGGUCGCUGCGCCGCGCGCAGGGCGCCGCGGAGCUGCUGCGCGAGCGCUUCGGGCUGCUCAGCGCCCGCCUCGACUUCGACGUGCGCAACCUCUCCAUGCUCGUGGAGGAGAUGAAGGCGGUGGACGCGCGGCACGGGGAGAUGCUGAGGAACAUCACCGUGCUGCGAGGUGAGCCGCGCGCACAGGGCCCUUGGCACCCUCRGGGUCCCCAUGGGGAUGGAGCCUUGGGGACAUGGGCAGGGAUGGGCGCGUUGGUGGCCAUGGGCGGUGAGGAUGUGGAUGAGGAUGAAACUGCUUAUGAGAAUGAGGAUAGGGAUGAGGAUGAAUAUGAGAAUGGAGAUGAAGAUAAGGAUGAGGACAAAGAUGUGGAUGAGGAUGUGAAUGAGGAUGUGGAUGAAGAUGGGGAUGAGGAUGGGGAUGACGAUGAGGGACAAGGAUGGGGAGCGCCAGGAGCCGCCGGAGAGCCGGGGAAACCGGGAAUGCCGGGGAAAGCUGGAGCCGCCGGGAGGAUGGGGCCGGCGGGAGCCAAGGGGGAGCCCGGCACGCCGGGGCUGCCGGGGCCACCGGGGCCGCCGGGGCCACCGGGGCCACCGGGGCAGUGA